This is a messenger RNA of Marasmius oreades (fairy-ring Marasmius), 588 nucleotides long. RefSeq lists its product as uncharacterized. The record is from RefSeq and is a predicted model, not a curated record. Lineage: Eukaryota; Fungi; Basidiomycota; Agaricomycetes; Agaricales; Marasmiaceae. The coding region runs from base 1 to 588 and encodes 195 amino acids. The transcript has a single exon.
AUGGUGCUCGGUUCCAGCAACAGUGUCUACAUGGCCAACUCGACCGAGGAAGACAUCUAUGUCAUGGUGUCUCUCAAUCCCGACUGGAUCAUUGCUGAUCUUAUCACCGACAUUGAUCUCUUCUUAACCGCCAUUGGAGAAAUCGCACAACUCGUAACCGGCGUAGUGCUUCCGACGACGAUCGCGACCCUCCGUGAUCUCCACCAAUUCCUCAAAAUCUCUUACACGGCUCUAGGUGAAGAGACCGUUGCUAGCACAGAAGCCGCUUUGGCCAUCCAUAAUGCGAUCAAAAAGAACUCUAUCGUUAUUCCUGCUGGCCAGUACAAGCAGGUUAACGAGAAGAAUUGGUUGGAGUUGUUGUUCAAUGCAUCUGGGGUCGGAAGUUUGUUGGGCGCGAGCAUAGUGUCGCUGAUGGUCAUGACUGGCGAUGGGAAGCGGUUUGCGAUGUACGAUACCAAGUCGGAUUACUCCUGGAUCGCUACUAACGACGGGAAGUGUGUCCGAUCCAAGUAUGGGUCAGUCUGGCAGCAGGACCCUCAAGCUGGAGUGGUGUAUUGGCCUUUGGGCGGCAAUCAGAUAGAGAACUGA